Messenger RNA from Stegastes partitus (bicolor damselfish), 590 nucleotides. RefSeq names its product FAU ubiquitin like and ribosomal protein S30 fusion a (gene faua). Gene Ontology annotation, molecular function: protein binding; structural constituent of ribosome. Gene Ontology annotation, cellular component: ribosome; cytosolic small ribosomal subunit. The transcript has 5 exons. Gene Ontology annotation, biological process: translation. NCBI's taxonomy places the organism in Eukaryota, Metazoa, Chordata, Actinopteri, Pomacentridae. The record is from RefSeq and is a predicted model, not a curated record. The coding region runs from base 95 to 496 and encodes 133 amino acids.
GAGACUUGCGUAUAUCCGGACAUGCGCAGUGCAGGCCCUCAAACAGCCCUUUUUAUGCCUAGCGUUGAACGACUAGCAUCAAACGAGCAUCAUCAUGCAGCUCUUCUUGCGUGCCCAGAACACUCACACCCUUGAGGUGACCGGAGAGGAGACCGUUGGCCAGAUCAAGGCUCAUGUCCAGUCUCUGGAGGGUCUCCUGGUCGAGGAUCAGGUGCUGCUGCUUGCCGGAUGCCCACUGGAGAAUGAUGCCUCUCUGGCAUCUUGUGGUGUCUCAGAGCACUGCACCCUGGAGGUAGCUGGCAGGCUGCUGGGAGGUAAAGUCCACGGUUCUCUGGCCCGUGCCGGAAAAGUGAGGGGACAGACUCCCAAGGUUGACAAGCAGGAGAAGAAGAAAAAGAAGACCGGCCGCGCCAAGCGUCGCAUCCAGUACAACAGGCGCUUCGUGAACGUUGUUCCCACCUUCGGAAAGAAGAAGGGACCCAACGCCAACUCCUAAGAGCUUCGAAGGAGUCGCAGCAUCACAUCCCAUCAGUUUUUACCAGGUUAAAUGUUAUCCUGUACAGAAUAAAAGAAGUUUGGCUUGGUCUACA